AUCGACCUUUAUAUGGAAUUAUCCUUUACACUGCCCAGAAAUCAGAAUUAAAAAAAUCAAUCACGAAUAGAAAAAAGAGCCCAUUAAUCUUAAACAUGCAGGAUCGACCUUCAUAUGGUGUUAGCUUUUACACUGCCCAGAAAUCAUAA
Racocetra persica is the source of this 149-nucleotide messenger RNA. The record is from the annotation of a GenBank genome assembly. NCBI's taxonomy places the organism in Eukaryota, Fungi, Glomeromycota, Glomeromycetes, Diversisporales, Gigasporaceae.